AACGAACCUUAUUCGAGAAUUACGAACCUUAUACGCCUUGGCAUUCGACGAUUUCAGCCAAUAGUAAUUCGUUUCAGAUUUCGUUGCCAAAUUAGACUAGAAUCUUUCUUAUGAAACUUUCCCAAACCAUUGCGAUAUCCGCUCGCGAACCCCAUUACUGGAACGUUGUCGAGCGGGUAGCGAAAAUGUAUAAAUUAAUGUAAUUAACACCGAACAACUAAGAAAUUCCUUAUAUAAAGUCGUGCACCGAGAUACUUUUAAACACCUCAGGGAACACGGUAAAACCUGAAAGAUUAGGAUCGCUAAAUUUUUUUCUUUUUUUUUUUUUUUUUUUUUUUUUUCAAGGCAUAAAUCAAGUUAAACUGUGUUUUAGAAGGGGAAGACGAAAUUAAAUGGUACGGUACUGGAUCGAUGCAUUUUUAAGUAGGUGGUGGGGGAGUGGUAGUUCGUUUUACUUCGACGAGAGAGAGAGAGAGAGAGAGAGAGAGAGAGAGAGAGCAUGCGUCGUACUGUCGUAUCGAAGAGGAAAUAAAAGAUAUUCGUAUCUAAGGACAAACUAAAACGCAGUCAUUGGAUCGUCGCGUUACAUGAUCUGUCUCGUGACAGAGUUAUGGCAUUUAGCAAAGAUUUGGAUUAUGCGAUCGGUUGGAAUCGAUUUAAUCUAAAAUUUCUUGGUGUUUGGCCGGAUUUCGAUCAGCUCGAUAAAAAUAUCGGCUUUACGAAAUAUCGUUGGAUCGUACACGCAUUUUUCAUGCUAGGAUUCAUAAUCAUACCACAAACGGCGUACCUGGCAAUAAUUUGGGGCGAUCUCGAUCUAAUGACGGAAGAUUUAGCAACGGCGAACGUUCCAGUUACGAUGGCUUGCAUAAAACUUUUCGUUAUUUGGUAUCACCUUAAAACUCUGAAUCCUCUUCUCGGUGCUUUCGUCGAUGAUUGGAAUAGAUCGAAGAGCGAAGAGGAGAGAUCAAUUAUGCUGAGCAACGCUAAAAAGGCGAGAAUUAUAUCGAUGUUUUGUACGAUUAUGAUACAAAUUAUGACGACGAUAUACAUACUUCUUCGAAUCAUCAUGAUCGCGCAAAUGCAGAGGGAUCAGAUGGAACCGGCUCGAACUCUAAUCUGUCCUGCUUAUUUUCCGUACGACGUAAGGAGGACUCCGUUGUUCUAUUUAACGUAUACCGGACAAAUUCUAGCAGCAUACAGCGCGACCGUCUCUUAUACAGGCGUCGAUAGUUUCAUAUCGAUGUUGGUUCUCCAUGUAUGCGCACAAAUUUCGAAUCUCAGAUUAACUCUCAAAACGUUGGCGGACGAAAGAAGCACGAAAGAAAGAAGGGCCGAUAACUUUGUCAAAAAAUUGGCGUUAAUCGUGAAGAGACACGAACAUCUCAAUUGGUUCGCCCAGUCGAUCGAAAACUCUUUCAACGUGUUGAUGCUCGUUCAAAUCAUGACUUGCACCAUGCAAGUGUGCUUUCAAAGUUAUCAAGUUUUGACAAUAUUAGGAGAGAACGAAGACGAGUUUCCUACCGUUCAAUUGUGUUUCCUGAUACUAUUUGUAGCCGUUACUCUGUUACACUUAUACAUUUACUGUUACGUGGGUGAAAUGUUAAUUGUUCAGAGCUCCGGUAUGAGCGAAUCGGCGUACGAAUCUAAAUGGUGCGACUUGUCUCCGAAGGAAGCGAGGAAUCUUCUAUUCGUAAUGCGCCGAUCAACGAUACCACUUCGUUUGACCGCAGGAAAAUUUAGCACGUUCUCUAUGAAAACGUUUAGCGACAUCGUCAGAACCUCAAUGGGAUAUCUUUCGGUAUUGCUGACGGUAUCGGAACAAAAAGAUUAAUUUUACAAGAGUAAAGUAUAAAGAGAAUAGGAAUAUAUAGAAAUAAAUUACGAAAAUAGAAAUAAUAGAAAAAAAU
Messenger RNA from Vespa crabro (European hornet), 1907 nucleotides. Its product is annotated as odorant receptor 4-like. Gene Ontology annotation, molecular function: olfactory receptor activity; odorant binding. The record is from RefSeq and is a predicted model, not a curated record. The transcript is spliced from 7 exons. NCBI's taxonomy places the organism in Eukaryota, Metazoa, Arthropoda, Insecta, Hymenoptera, Vespidae. Gene Ontology annotation, cellular component: plasma membrane. Bases 611 to 1831 code for a protein of 406 amino acids. Gene Ontology annotation, biological process: detection of chemical stimulus involved in sensory perception of smell; sensory perception of smell.